CCGCCCUCCUCCCUGCCCGCGCUCCGCCCGCCGCGCCCGGCGCCGCCGCCACCAUGAUGGAGGAGAUGGGCCGGUUCCAGGUGCCCGCCGUGCGCGCUGGAGAUGCAGCCGCUGGAUCCAACAGCUGCAGCAAUUUCGGACAGAGAUUGUGACACGAGAGAGGGAGAGACUGUAGCCAUGAACUAUAAGCCAUCCCCACUUCAAGUGAAAUUAGAGAAGCAGAGGGAGCUGGCUCGGAAGGGCUCCCUGAAGAAUGGCAACAUGGGAAGCCCAGUGAAUCAGCAGCCCAAGAAGAACAACGUGAUGGCACGAACAAGGCUCGUCGUUCCCAAUAAGGGCUAUUCUUCGCUAGACCAGAGUCCAGAUGAGAAGCCACUGGUAGCCCUGGAUACGGACAGUGAUGAUGACUUUGAUAUGUCCAGAUAUUCCUCCUCGGGAUACUCAUCAGCUGAGCAGAUCAACCAAGACUUGAACAUCCAGCUGCUAAAGGAUGGGUACCGGUUAGAUGAGAUCCCGGAUGACGAGGACCUCGACCUAAUCCCCCCUAAAUCGGUCAACCCUACCUGCAUGUGUUGCCAAGCCACCUCCUCCACCGCCUGUCACAUCCAGUAGUGAGGCCGGCAGGCUGUGAUCAGUGCUUUCCACUAUAACUGUAAAACUUAACAGCCAUUGCUUCCUCCUAUGGUAGGACGUGCACCUCUUUGUGUUCAUGGAGCCAGGAGAAACCAAAAAAUUCAUUUUAUGAUUGGUGGAUAAGUUAUUUUAAACUAUGGUUAAACAAAAGAGAAGUUGCUCAAAGUGCCAGGUAAUGCCUGGCAGGACUGACUGGUCUGGAGAGCGAAUGCAGAGGGGUCCAGAGAUACCUCCUUGAUUUGUUUAGGCACUGGGGAUAUUUUGUAAAGUGUCUUUUCCAGAAUGGGAAGGGUUCAGAUGGGGCUUCAGGUGAUCCUGCCCACUGAAACCAGUCCAUCUGCAAGAUUAGCAUGAGUUGGAGGUAUCAAAAUGUUUUACCAAUGAGAGGAAGUCAGUUCUUAAUUCAUUCACUAAACCUGCUUCAUUUACAUAACCAAAAUGAUACUAUAACUGGGGCACAGGAAUGGGAACGGACCAGGGCAUCCUUUCUUAUGGCAAGGCUAGCCAGGACUAGCAUGACACAAUUCAUUCACUUGCAAAAGGGACAAAUAGGUGACAUUUCACUGUGAGUCAGUACUAGCUAGAGCUGUUUUGUCACAAAGCCAAUGCAAUCUACCCUUAGCGCCACAUUAAAUUAUCACCAAACGCAUCAGAUUCGAUGUGCAAUCCAUCUGUGCACUUCAGGGAUUCACUCCUUGCCCAGGAAUACCAAUCAUACUCAUGAGUUUAGUUCAGUCAUGUAUUCUGACUUCAGCCUUUACUUAGUUCCCGUGCAACCCGUCUCUUUCCAAAAAUCUUAAACUUUGUUCAACUAAGAAGUAGUGAGUCCUGCACAAGACUAGAGCUGUACAGUCUGAACAUCAAUGAUAGAAAAGCUAGUGUAAGAAAGUGCAUUUUAACAGUGCUUGACUCUUGAUAAUCUCUUGAUCGUAUGUCUCUUGGUGCCUGUGGGAGAGAUUCAUUAAUGCUGAAGUCAUCUGUGUGGUGGUGACGUUGUCGGGGAAGUUGUCAGCAACAGAAGGGUUAUGAACAGCUUCGGCUGAAAAAUACCCAUUAAAGGAAAGUACAGUUUAUCCCAUCUCUGCCCACUUGUGAACCAGACAUGGUCUGUGUUAAGAGUUGUCCCAUGUCAUAGCAGAUGUGUUUAUUUGGUGCUGGAAUAGUCAGGAAACCUGGUGUAACAUUAGGUUGCUGGUCUGAGUUGCCCAGUUCACCAGCAGAGUGUUUUGAAAGCAGAAUCACGUUGUAGUUAGGAAAUGUGCCCUCUCCCUGGCCAGUCUUACACUGAUGGCUUCAGCAUCUGCAAGGGAUGGGCUGGCAUUUUUCUCAGUGUUGAAAUCUUUUGCCACAGGCACGACUGUGUGUUUUCCUGCCCUGCCAGGAGGAGGGACCACCUGCCUUGGGUCAUCACUUGCAUUGUAGCCUGGGGAACGGAAAAUGUGAGGGCAGUUCUGAGCUUCCCAUCACAAUUUCUGAGUCACAAGGCAGAACCUGAGUUCCACCACAAGAGACACAUCCUCCAUCUGAAAUCUGCAUGAAGUGAGCUGAACCUUUAAGUCCUAUUCAUUAUUAGGAAGAGGUUUGUUUAACAUUCCUGGGGAUUCACUUUGUGCAGUGCAAAGCUCAAUACAAUCCAUAGCAUGAGUGAAAGAGCAGGUACACAAGAUUCCUGGGCUUUACUAUUCACUAGCAACUUUUAAAGCUGUGCUUAUCCCCCCUCCUUAAAACAGCAUGCUGCCACCCUGGCUCCAGGCCAUAGAAAGAUGACUUGAGUGGUGCUGCUUACUGGGCAUCCCUGCCUCUUCAUGCAGAAGUGCUGGUUAACUUGUCAGCUUCUGUAGGAAUAGUGUUCCUCAAGUGAAUUCAUCCUUUUCUCACCACCUGGUAGUGCUGAGGGGGAAUAUUUCCAAAAUACAGCUUGAAAUGAGGUUAGCAAGUUGUCUGGAGGUAGGGGAAGCACUUUACCAAUGCUGUGUAGAGAGAAGGAUAAAAGGGGAUAACAUUCCUUAAGGAGUCCUUUUAUAAUGGGGAAUGUAGUCAAAACCUAAUAGAAACACCAUAGUCAAACCAAAUCUUACAGGACAUGACCAAGGCUCUUUAAAUCUUAACUCUUCUAAACAGGGACUUUGCAGUUCAUCAUUGGUACCAUGGAAUGUCUUCAUCAUAUUUAUCCUGCAGUUCAGCAUUGGUACCAUAGAAUGUCUUCAUUGCAUUUACCCUCCUGGGUCAGUCUCUGUGCCUUCCAGCCAGGCAGCACAUGCUCAGCCUUUCCCACAGCCCUUGCUCAGGAGCUCGGAGCAUUUCGGUGUGCCUGCUAGAGCAACAAGUCAUCUGCUUUCCUGAGUCAGCCAUGGAGGACUGCAGGUCCCACAGGUCUCCAUCAUGCUGCCAUUGUAGAAUCCUGCAAUCUUGUGGGCUGGAAAAGACCCUUAAGAUCAUUGAGUCCAGCCAUAACUGAGCAUUUGUUCUGUUCAGUUGAGGACAGAAUGAGUCUUGCUGACACUGUUACCUCCCAGGGUUAAGGCCUCUCCUCUGAGGGACAGACCUUCAUUUAGUGGUGGACUGGGCAGUGCAGGAUUAACAGUUGGUCUUUUCCAACCUUCAUGAUUCUGUGAUAACCAGUGUCCCAUGGCACCAUGACCAAGUCCUUUUAUUGCCCCUGUUGUUGGGUUUUUUUGCCUGCCAUGUGCCCUGAGGCAUUCCUCAACCCUGCAACUGCCUUCAGCCCUUUGCAUUGUGUGAUGUGCAUCUGCUUCUAGCACAACCCUUUAGGGAAGGAGGGAGGGAGAUGAAUUCAAAUGUUAACAGCCGGUCCUUCCUCCAAAUACAGACUGAAGCACAAGCCACACGUUUUUGCCUGUGCACUGAAGGAGUUGGUUGCACAGACAGCUCUUUUGGCAUGACCAGUACAGGACCAUAAAAUGGCAAUUUUUUGGCUUCUCCUCUCUAUGCUUUGUGUUCAUAUAUUUUAUUAGGGGAAUAAAGUAGAAAGGGUGGGGAUAAGUAGUUACCUGUGUAGAGUCAUUAUCAGAAAGGUUGAGUCGAUUAAGGCAAUGCACAUCUGGCUAUCACAGAAAAUUGAACACUAAUGCUUCUGAACUGCAGCCUCUGAAGCAGGUUAUGAUUGUGGAUGUUUGUUGGCUCGUUAUGGAAUAUGAUGGAUUGCCCACUGGUAUGUAUUAACUACAGAUUAGGCUGGUUCCCUCUGUCUGGUCUGUUGUGUUCAGACCCUUGCUUAAACCAGCAGGUUUUCCUUAUGCCCUCAAAAUCACAGAGUCACAGAAGGUUGGAGGGGACCACAGUGGGGUCAUCUGGUCCAAUCUCUCUGCUCAAGCAACCCUUGCUGGAGGUUAUGCUGUGGUUACUUCCUGGGAAGGUGUAUGUCAUGGCUAUUCUGGCACUGCUCUCCUUAGACCAGCCUGCCACCAUGGCCAGGGGAGGGCAAAAGGAAAGAGCACGGAUCCUGACUUGCUAUUGCAGCGUUUUGAAGCCCUAGAAUCUGCAGAGCUGCUGGGCAUUCUCCAAAAUGCAGACUGCAGGCAAGAAAGAAAAUUGUUCCUUGCUCUGGUCUUUGCACAAAAUGAGAUGGUCUUCUCAGACCCCAAUUUCAAUCCAAAGUUGUACUGAAAACCCAGGGGAGGAACACCACGGAGUAUUAGAUGCUGCUUCACUGUCCAUCAAAAUUACCAUGAAAAUAGGAUUUAAGGAUAUUGAUGCUGGUGCCUCCACAAAGGAAUUUGCAUUUGAUGCCUCUUAAUGCCAGAGUGGCUUUUUGUUAGGAUUUUACGUAAUGUCAGUCACCAAAUUACCUGAGUUAAAGCAAGUCCUUUCCUUUUAUCAGAUGUUAAUCUGACAAAAUAUCAGAUAAUAUCCUUUAAUGUGAGCUGGAUUUGAACUCCAGGGUGUCAGCACUCUGUUCUGUCUCUCUGGUCUGCAAACUCCACAUUUCCAGACGUCUUUGUGAGGAGGAACAUCCUCCUAAUUUUGAGGUAGGAGAUGGCGUGGUCUUGUCUGCUUUUGUGGUGUUUAUAAAUAAACUUCAGCUGAAAGCAGGCUGAUGCCCAGGCGACCAUCCUGGAGGCUCAUCUGAUGUCUGAUCAGACACAUCUUGAAGUCAACCCUUGGAAGAGUCACGGGAUCAUAUCUGACAUUGCUGCAUGCCUGCCCCUAACGUGUGCGCUUGGCCGCUGGGUCUGCGGUGCUCUCCUGGCUGUCCUGCCUGCAGAUGCCUUGGGACUGCAAGGGCAGGUGACCAGGCCUGCUGCAUGGGCUUUGAAAGGGACUUCAGGCAGCUCCCCCAUGGACAGGAUGGACUCAGCUCCUUUGGUUUGUCUCGCUAGCUCUUGUCCCAAAAGGACGUGCCCGUUGUGUUCAGCUGUGUGCUGGCUGACACACGUCUGCAGUCCUGAGCAGGAUCCUUCCCUUUCCAUGCACAGUCUGUCCUUGGGCUGGCCUGCAAGCUGUACGGAGCACGCAGGAGGCUUAAAAAGUGCAGUGCCCUGUGUGUGACUCAACAGAAACAUGAAGAUGCUUUUGAAGAAAGGAAGGACCCAGCUGGGCAACAGAUGGAACAACAGGAAAAGGAAAACAAGUAACUAGAAAGAUUGCCAAGUGCUAUAUUGGCCUAGAGCAGAUCCCAAUUGUCUGAGUUAAUCUGUCUCAGUGCAGUGAUGAUGCCAGCAGGGAGCAAAGCUCACUUUCAGAUGUACACACCAGAAACACCAUGUGCCUGAGCUGGCACUGCAGCCAAAUACAACCCCGGAAGGUCUGCUGGACUGUGAGAACACAGAAAUGAGAUCUGGGGUCCCUUGCUGCUGUUGGCACUUGGUAUUUGCUCUAACCUCAGGCAGGUCACAUCCCCUCUCAAUGUCCAUUCCCUUCUGUAGCAUGGAGGAGAAACCUGUCUUCCCAAGAUGGGACCACCACCCUGCAUGGACGUUUCUGAGUGUAUGACAGGCACCAGUGAUAGGAUAGCUCUGCAAGCAGGAUGUAAAUACUAUGCUACAGAAAUUUAAUGCCUGUUUUCAGAGUAAUACUCUGCUUUCCCUCUGUUUUACCAGUUGGUGAUGUUGCUCACACGGGCCAGAAGGCAGUGGGGUGAAGGUUAGUGGAGAGAUUAAACAACUAUGGAAGAAGAUGUUUGGCAAGGAUGUGUUUUCCAGUCAUUUGGCAGCUGACUCUCAUACAACUGGCUUCUAAGUUUGCCUGCCUGCUGCUGGAGGGAACAUGGAAGAAGAUUUGUUGGCCCAACAGCACCAUCCAUUGAUAGCAGAAUUAAGGAAUUUAGAAGUGCAGCUUGGGAUGGCAAGUACUGAUGAGGGGGAACAGAGCAUUGAAAGGCUCAUUUUUGGGAUAUUCUGACAGCAGUUUCAUGCUCUUGCUUUUAGCAACCAUCUCAGCAAUUAAACUGGUAGUUUUGCCUGGGCUCCUCCUUUACUUUUCCAUUUUCACUUCAAACCCACGUGGGAUUUGACCCCUCUUACCUAGAAUGCAGUAGGCUUUGUGACCUGGCUGCUGCUCAGCUCAGCAAGCUUGGGCUGCAUGUUCAAAAGAAGCAUCUGCAUAGAGAGGCAGUGCCACAGGGUGAGAUGGGCUAGCUGGGAAGGCAUGGAAGGGUCUUCAUUUUAAGGUGCUUUUCAGUUCUAGGCAUCCUUGUCACUUCCUCUCAAGACUGCUGUGAGAGGGAUUGCUCCAAACCUUGAACCACAUCUCAUGACACAAACAUGUUACAGAACCAUGCAAGUUCUGAAGCAGAAGGGCCAGCAAUGUAGCAUAGAGGGAGACUCUGUGACCUGGAAUUACCUACAGAAGAUUAAUAGAGCUUUCUCACAGGGGCUGUCAUCCAUAUCUUAACUCCUUGUAUUUAUGCAGCUGAGCCACUGCAUUUCUUCCCAACAAAUUACAGCUACAUCCCUUCCUUUGCUCUACUUGACAUUGCUGGCAAUCCCAGGAUGAAAGCAGCUAAAUACUGCUUGGCUGAGCACUGCUUUGACAGCUUGGUGGGGAGGCAAAGGCUGGGACUAACUGGAAUUACACGGAGCAGAGCACUGUGGCCCACACAGCCAUGCAGCCAAGAUAUGUCACAGAGCAGCAUGGACACAGGCAGCACAGGCUGUACCUUUCCCUGCUGCUUGUGGAGAGCAGCUUUUCCCAUUGCUUCCCAGACCCAUUUGCCACUUGUGGUGACUUCAAGCCUUUUGCUUUCUCUAAAAAGUUGCUCCAACAAAAGAUGAAUUUACUUCUGGAAGGUGCCCACCUCACUGAUGGCACCUGGUCUGUUGAGCCAUUUCCACAGUAACAAAUUCAUGAUAUGGGCAUUGGGAUUGGAUCAAGGACUGGAAAGUACAAAAUAAACCUCAUUAAAAUAUGACUGUCUCAGACAUGUCUCUGGAAAGCAGCACAGUAGGCACUAGGAAAAGAAAAGGUCACCCAGAGGCCAUGCUGAGAUAAGUCCUGUUACCUGAUGAGAUUUUUACUUUCCCAGAGCAGCAUUUCUCCCCUAGUUGCUCAUCCAUCUGUCUCAGGUGAGCUCUCCAGGAAGCAUUGCUCUUUGUCUAAGCUGUCUUCUUGCUUCUGCUGCCCAAAUAAGCUGCGACUCCAUUUGUUGCCCACCUUCCUCUGUGAUUUGGGAGACACAGUUUGUUGAGAGAUGUAAUACAGACACAUGGAAAGAGCUGAAAAACUCAGUCAAGCACUCUUCUUGAUAGAUCUUAUGUUUUUUAUCACCUUUCUAUCCAUCCCCAGUUCACAGGUUUCUUUGCUCAGUUUCUUUGCAUGGAAAAGCUGUGGUAGCAGCUGUGUUUGGCUUGUAGCUGUCUGUGUCCUGAGACAAACGCCAAGCAAACAUCAGACCAGUGGGAAAUCCAAUGAACAGGGUGAGGUGUGAGCCAGAAGGCAGGCUGGGAUUCCUCUUCAUCCACCUGAUGAUUGUGAGGGUAAGGGUGAGGGUUCACCAGGCUGGUGACAUCAAGCCAGCUGAGCCAGCCUUCACCUUCCUACUCUCAGUCCUGUGAGAGGUGUGGGGCCCACACACCAGGUCACAGACCUGCCAGCCCAGGUGCUCCUGGUGCAGGCUGGAGACCUGCAGCAGAGGUGACAGUGGGAAGCCUGCUGGCUGUGCUCUUGCUGCACUGGGACAGGGGCUGUAAGACACGCUGGUGGGGCUGUAGUUCUGCCUGGAGAAAGACUCUUGUGGAGACAAUUCAGAAUUUCUACACACACACAUACUCUUUUUGCACUCUUUAAACCAUUUUUACUCCUUCCACAGAGGUCGUUGAACCUUCAGUUUAGUAAAGCAAAUGAGCUGCCAUUGAAUAGCUUUCUGAAGGAUCUGAAAGCAGGUGCUCCCUGGUGUGCAGAGCUGGUCUGUGCCUAACAUGAUUUCCAGACCUCACUGUAUGACCUAAAGCAGAAUCACCCCAUGGCUGAGUGAGGACUGGAGUGGGAGAGUCGGCACUGGACAUCAUGCCAAACAGCCAUGGCUUCCCAAACUGAAGCAGAAUCAGAUCAGGAAGUGGGGGAAGGAGCAGCAGCAGUAGAAGGAUAGCUAGUUGUCACAGGUAAUCUUCGGUAUCCGUGUCCAGUGGUUAGUGCUAGAAUUGCAAGCCUUGUUAUAUUGCACACACGUCCUCCUUCCACUCCCCUUUUCUCAAAGCAGCCGUCACCUCUCCUCCCACCGCCCCAUGCGCUAGUGGUGAGCAUCAGAGGCAGUUGCACCAAAGUGAUUCUCAGCCCAGUUCUGCAUCCCGCUUUCCCACCUGAACCCAAAGCAGCUUGGACAGUUGUUGGCCUGUGCCAGUCCAGUGAUUGCAGCUGGGUUUCUUUCCUUGUGUACCAUGGCUUCCUUCCCACACACUCUAGCAGGGCAGUACAGGAGGAUGUGACUGUGUCCCAGGAAGCUUCUUUGCCCCCAGCAGCACCUUGCAGACAUGCACCUUAUUGGGAAUGUUGAUGCUGGUGAGAUCUGGCGCUGCCGGUCUUGCAUGGGUGGCAGCUGAUGGGGAUCCACCUGGGGAAGUUGGCAGAAAGUGGCUACUGUCCCUUUUCUUUUCUUUUUUGAGGGAGAAGGGGAUAUUUUGGCAUUAUGAUUAUUGUCCACCUUCCAGUGGCCAAGUUCUGGGCUGCAUUAAUAAUUGGGGUUAAUUGGCUGUCCAGGCAGGUGUGGAGCUUUGCACCAAUCUUAAUAGCAAAUAUUGUGGCCGUAUCCAGAGCCUGGAUACAGGAUGGGUUUCUCCCAUGCUGGCAAAGUACUUUCAGCAGGCUCCAGAUGGACAUUUCUGGCAGACAGAAAAACAGCACUCCUCCAAGUCUGGAUCAAAUCUUCACUUCCAUUUUGUGUCCUCAGCAUGGAAAAAAACCUCAACCUGAGCAAAUGCUUUCCAGGUCUCCGUCCCCCCUGUGGUGCCUGGCAACCCAGGGGAGGGGAUGUCCAGAGGCAUUUCAGGAUCACCAAAAGCAAGAUCCCUUUUGGAUUUAUUUAAUGGAAUUACAUUUCAGGAGGAGAGACCUCCCAACCUUUGUGUUAAUCUCAAGAGCAGGAGAUGAAUUUCUGGCUGUCCUUGCAUAUAGUGAAACAUAGCUGAAACAGCCAAAUGCAAAUAGAGUUAAAUGUAGGGUUUGACCUGAAUAACCUUUUAAUUAGGAAAAUAAAUUUGUUGUAGCUUGACCUUAGUCCUUGUUAGGAACCUGCUAAUCAUUUGACAUGCAGAGUGUAUUAAUGCUGCACUUAACUUGGCCAUUGGUUUUAUUAUCUGGUUUUGGGAGUUUUUUCACUCCCGAAGCAUCAAUCUGCAUCUUGUAUGGGUUUUCUUUUCUUUCUUUUUUUCCUGUUCAGAUCAUGUAGCACACUAUUGUACUUUUGUUCCUGUCUGUGUAGAGUAUUGCCUUAAACAGAUCAGUUGUGUUGUGGUUUGUUUUGGGUUUUCUCUUUUCUACCAUCAGUUUUAUGCAUUAAUUUAUUUAAAAAUGUGGGAGUUGUUUUUUUUUUUUUUUCAAAAACACGAAACAUGUAUAAUAUUUUUUUUUAACAUUUCCAUUGCAGUAUUUAUCAUUGUUACUGGUUGUGUGUAGUGUAACGGAAUUAAUGAUAUUAAAAAGCAUACAUAUGAAAA
Myiozetetes cayanensis is the source of this 9743-nucleotide messenger RNA. It is a transcript of the gene FAM219A, whose product is annotated as family with sequence similarity 219 member A. The transcript is spliced from 6 exons. Bases 103 to 612 code for a protein of 169 amino acids. The record is from RefSeq and is a predicted model, not a curated record. NCBI's taxonomy places the organism in Eukaryota, Metazoa, Chordata, Aves, Passeriformes, Tyrannidae.